AUGUCCCACGCAGACCACACAAGAGACCCCUGUCCAUGGGUCAUUCUUAACGACUUUGGCGGUGCAUUCGCCAUGGGAGCAGUCGGCGGUACAAUCUGGCACGGCAUCAAAGGAGCCCGCAAUUCCCCCCGUGGCGAACGACUCCCCGGUUCCUUAUCAGCCAUCAAAGCCCGAGCACCAGUUCUGGGAGGAAACUUUGGUGUUUGGGGUGGAAUGUUCUCCUCAUUCGACUGCGCAGUAAAGGGGAUCAGGCAAAAAGAAGAUCCAUGGAAUGCCAUUAUUGCUGGAUUCAUGACUGGUGGUGGUUUGGCGAUCAGGAGUGGACCUAAGACGGCGAUCGGCUCGGGGAUCAUGUGCGGAAUCUUGUUGGGUGUGUUUGAAGGUGUGGGUGUAUUGAUGCAGAGAAUGAUGGCAGAGGGGAAUAAGCAGGUUGCUCCGAUCAUUCCGGACACACUGUCUGGUACGGCGCCUGCGCAGGGGGCGCUGCCAGCUUCGUCAUAG
Messenger RNA from Ustilago hordei, 501 nucleotides. RefSeq names its product putative TIM17 - mitochondrial inner membrane import translocase subunit. Gene Ontology annotation, biological process: protein import into mitochondrial matrix. The transcript has a single exon. Gene Ontology annotation, cellular component: TIM23 mitochondrial import inner membrane translocase complex; mitochondrial inner membrane. Gene Ontology annotation, molecular function: transmembrane protein transporter activity. The coding region runs from base 1 to 501 and encodes 166 amino acids. The record is from RefSeq and is a predicted model, not a curated record. Lineage: Eukaryota; Fungi; Basidiomycota; Ustilaginomycetes; Ustilaginales; Ustilaginaceae.